Messenger RNA from Bathycoccus prasinos, 3183 nucleotides. Its product is annotated as putative peptidase. The transcript has a single exon. Gene Ontology annotation, biological process: protein processing. NCBI's taxonomy places the organism in Eukaryota, Viridiplantae, Chlorophyta, Mamiellophyceae, Mamiellales, Bathycoccaceae. The record is from RefSeq and is a predicted model, not a curated record. Gene Ontology annotation, molecular function: metal ion binding. Bases 1 to 3183 code for a protein of 1060 amino acids.
AUGUCUUCCGCGUCAUCCGUAUCGAUGAGAUCCGGUUUACACGUUGCCGCGUUGAAGAGACGAAACGCUGUCAGCGCGCGCUCCGUAAACUACGCCAAAGCGCGUGCUUCCGUAUCGUCGUCGUCAUCGUCGAACAACAACAACAACAACAAGCCGAUGCAAACGACAAUGAGAAAGAGCCAAACUUCGGCUGCCAUCGCUGCGGACAACGCUUCUGUGGAAUCUAUGGCGACAAUGAGUGCGCCAAGCAACUUGCACGGCUUCGAUCUCGUCAAAGAAGAGUUCGUUCCGGAAUACAACGCGAAAGGAUUCUUAUUCAAGCACAAAAAGACGGGCGCUGAGGUGAUGUCGCUCUCGAACGACGACGAGAAUAAGUCUUUCGGUGUUACGUUUCGCACGCCACCUGCAAACUCGACCGGUAUUCCGCACAUCCUCGAGCACUCUGUGCUUUGUGGUAGCAGAAAGUAUCCAAUCAAAGAGCCUUUUGUUGAGUUGAUCAAAGGAAGUUUGAACACGUUCUUAAACGCUAUGACGUACCCGGAUCGAACGUGCUAUCCAGUCGCUUCGUGUAACCUCGCCGAUUUCUACAACCUCGUUGACGUGUAUUUAGACGCAGUAUUCCACCCAAAGUGCAUCGAGAACGAGAGAACGUUCGAGCAAGAAGGUUGGCACUACGAGUUGAACGACAAGGACGAAGACUUGACGUACAAAGGUGUCGUUUUCAACGAAAUGAAAGGCGUGUACUCUUCUCCAGAUUCCGUACUCGCGCGCGAAUGUCAGCAAGCGUUAUUCCCGGAAAAUACGUACGGAGUCGAUUCUGGCGGUUCGCCGGAAGUCAUCCCUGAGUUGACUUUUGCCGAGUUCAAAGACUUUCACGGGAAAUUCUAUCACCCAUCCAACGCGCGCCUUUGGUUCUACGGCGACGACGACGUUGAGAACCGUUUGAAGCUUUUGAGCGGAUUUUUGGACGAGUUCGAUGCCAAGGACGUCGACUCUUCCAUUGCUUCGCAAGCUUUUUUCAAGGAACCAAAGCGAGUCGUGAAAACGUAUGCCUCUGGUGAAGACGAGGAAGCGCAAAAAUGUUUCGUCCAAAUUAAUUGGUUGCUGAACGACAAACCGUUCGAUCAAGAGACUGCCUUAGCCGUGGGAUUCUUAGACAACCUGUUGUUAGGCUCAUCCGCUUCUCCAUUGAGACUCGCUCUGGAGGAGUCUGGUUUAGGAGAAGCCAUUGUUGGAUUCGGUUUGGAAGAUGAGUUGAGGCAACCGUCGUUUGCGAUUGGGAUGAAAGGGGUGGAGGAAGCUGAUAUCCCGAAAGUUGAAAAAUUGAUCUACGACACGAUGGAAAAAAUCGCCACGGAAGGAUUCACCGAUGAUGCAAUCGAAGCAUCUAUCAACUCCAUCGAGUUUUCGCUCCGUGAGAACAACACCGGCCGAUUCCCGAGAGGAUUAUCGAUGAUGCUACGAUCCUUAUCGGCGUGGUUGUACGAGGGCGAUCCUUUCGAACCGUUACGUUACGAGGAACCGCUCAAACAUUUGAAGUCACGCAUUUCAUCCUCUGAAGAUGUUUUUAGACCGCUCAUGCGAAGAAUGUUCUUGGAAAACACGCACCGCGUUACGGUUGAAUUGAAACCAGACCAAAAACUCGGCGAAAUAGAAGCCAACGAGGAAAAGAUGAAAUUAUCUGCCAAGAAAGCUUCGUUGUCCUCGGAAGAAAUUGAACACGUCGUCGCGGAGACGGCUGCUUUGAAGCUGUUGCAAGAAACGCCAGAUUCGCCAGAGGCGCUCAAGUGCAUACCGGCUUUGGCUUUAUCGGAUAUCCCUAAAACUGCCAAGGAAAUUCCGAGUGAUGUUGGGUCGAUUGGAUCCACGGAACUUUUGACCCACGAUUUGUUCACGAACGACAUCAUUUAUGCCGAGCAUCUCCUCGAUAUGAAGACAAUCCCGGAAGACUUGUUGCCGCUUGUACCUUUAUGGACGCGCGCGCUAGGCAGAAUGGGCACUUCGAAGAGAAAUUUUAUCGAAUUCGACCAAAUCAUCAACGCGCAAACCGGCGGUAUUUCUGUUUCGCCGUUUGUUUCGCCGAUUCGAGGGGAUCCAAACGCAAUCUCCGCGUAUAUGGUUUUCAGAGGUAAAGCGACUUCGGAUAAAGCAGGUAUUAUGUACGACUUGAUGACAGAAAUGUUGUUUGACUCGAAGCUCGACGAUCAAAAAAUCUUCAAGCAACUAGUUCUCGAAACGCGGUCUGGAAUGGAAAGUAGAGUCCAGGGGGCGGGACAUUCCAUCGCGGCUUCGCGACUGGAAGCGCAGGACUCCGUCGCUGGGUGGGUCAACGAACAAAUGGGUGGUUUGGACCAAUUAGAAUACUUACGAAAGUUGGCGAAGCGCGUGGAUGAAGACUGGGAUUCCGUGGUUGCGGAUUUGGAGACGAUCAGAAAGUGCGUGUCUUCGCGGAACAACAGCAUAACCAACUUGACGGGAGACUCGAAAACGUUAGAUUUGUCGCUCAGUAGUGCGGAGAAAUUUUUAGGCUCGCUGAAUCAAAGCGCUCCUGCUUCUUCGGCAAACGCGUGGAAGACUAUAAACCCGGCUAUAAACGAACUUCUGACUGUUCCAACCACGGUGAACUACGUCGGUAAAGCGGCCAAUUUGUACAAAAGCGGAUACGAAUUGAACGGGUCUUCUUACGUAAUCAACAAAUUGCUCGGGACGACGUGGCUUUGGGACCGCGUUCGCGUUUCCGGUGGAGCUUAUGGUGGGUUUUCCGACUUUGACUCGCACUCCGGGAUGUUCACGUACUUAUCUUACAGAGAUCCAAACUUAUUGAAGACUUUGGAUAACUACGACGGUACAGUGGAGUUUUUGCGCAACUUACACGUGGACGAGGAUGAAUUAACGAAGUCCAUCAUCGGUACGAUUGGUGAAAUCGAUUCGUAUCAGUUACCAGACGCGAAAGGAUACACUUCUCUCAUGCGUCAUCUGCUGAAAAUUACCCCGGAGGAGCGUCAAGAGCGUCGCGAACAAAUCUUAGGGACUACGAACAAGAGCUUCAACGACUUUGCAGGGGCGCUGGAAGCGGUGCGCGCACCGUCGGCCAAAGUGUCGGCGGUAUGCUCCGCCGAAGCUGCUGAAAAAGCUAAAAGUGAACGCCCGGAUUUAGACUUUCAAAUUAAGCGCGUUAUUUAA